Molecule: messenger RNA, 983 nt
Organism: Poecilia reticulata (guppy)
Lineage: Eukaryota; Metazoa; Chordata; Actinopteri; Cyprinodontiformes; Poeciliidae
Source: RefSeq, a predicted model, not a curated record
AAGUCGUUUUUGUGGGAAAACUGUGAGCAGCAGAACUCUUCUUUUUCCAUCAGCAGGAAACAUUUUAAGGACUUCAAGUAAAGCUCUAAGAUGACAGACGCUCCUUGAGAAGACGACAGCAGCAGGUCCAACAGCGAUGACUUUCUGUCCCCUGACCACCUUCUCAAUGGGCAAAACCCUGAUUUAGACGCAGACGGUCAAACCUUCCUCCCUCAACAUGAUGCAGGCAAAAAGCAUGAAACUACAUAUCACAAUGCCUCCAUCAGCAUGUCCGUCUUCAACCUGGGCAACGCCAUCAUGGGCAGCGGCAUCCUGGGUCUGUCCUUCGCCAUGGCCAACACCGGCAGCACCGGUAUGAGGAGCUCAAAGACCGCUCACGCUGAAAGAUGCAGAAUGUGGCCAACGUUUCCAUCCUGGUCAUGUUCAUCAUGUACCUGCUGGCUGCCCUCUUUGGAUACCUCACCUUCAACAUCCAUGUGGGACCUGAGCUGCUCCACACCUACUCAAACUACUACAAGUACGAUAUUCUCCUGCUGGUUGUUCGCCUGGCUGUGUUGGCCGCUGUCACACUCACAGUUCCUGUGGUGCUCUUCCCUAUUCGUACCUCAGUCGGCCACCUGCUGUUCCCAGGAAAAGACUUCAGCUGGAUCCGUCACACUAUCAUCACCCUAAUCCUGCUAGCAGGAACCAACAUUCUGGUCAUCUUUGUUCCCAGCAUCAGAGAUAUUUUUGGCUUUAUUGGUGCCUCUGCUGCUGCAAUGCUGAUCUUCAUCCUGCCCUCGGCGCUCUAUAUCAAACUGGUUAAGAAAGAGUCAUUGAUAUCAGUUCAUAAAAUUAUGGCUGUGGCGUUCUUGAUCAUAGGAUUUAUUGUCAUGUUUGGCUGCAUGACUCUUAUCAUCCACGACUGGAUCAUGAACUCUAUGAAAGACCAAGGUCACUGAGGCUCCAACUCUUCUGCUGGUGGACAGGAGCUGAAGUUUAUU